GACCAGCGCCUGAAGCACUUCAUUGAGCGCUACGAGUCCUUCGAGGACCCGACGGGCCGGAUCCAGAAAUUCCACUACGGCACGCAUUACUCAUCAGGCAGCCUCCUGUCGCCUACUAUCUUUUGCGCCUGGAGCCCUUUGCUUCCGUCCACGUGUCUCUGCAGAGCGGAAAGUUCGAUCACGCUGACCGCCAGUUCCAUUCGCUGGCCGAUGCCUGGCAGUCGUGUAUGACCGGUCCUGGCGACGUGAAGGAGCUGGUUCCCGAGUUCUUCUACCUGCCCGAGUUCCUGACCAACCAGGGCAACCUGGAUCUGGGCACAAAGCAGGACGGGACACGGCUGAAUGACGUUGUCCUGCCGCCGUGGGCGUCAACACCCGAGGAGUUCGUGCGCAUCAACCGCCAGGCGCUCGAGUCCGAGCACGUGUCUAGCAAUCUGCACAAAUGGGUGGAUCUGAUUUUUGGCUACAAGCAGCGCGGCGAGGAGGCAGUCAAGGCCCACAAUGUCUUCUACUACCUGACAUAUGAGGGUGCAGUGAACCUGGAUGCAAUCACUGACCCAGUUGAGCGCGCCAGCGUUGAAAGCCAGAUCAAUUAUUUUGGCCAGACACCGACCCAGCUGUUCACAGCGCCGCAUCCCCCGCGUCACGCCAAUCUGCCGCGCCCGCUGUACUCGCCGUUGACCGAGCCGUCUGGUCCACGUGCAGCACUUUGUUCUGCAAGCAUCUAGCCAUGACAUUACCUUUAUCGGCAGUGCAGUCAAAUCCCCAGUGACAGGCUCUUCGGUCCCCUGGCCUGCUAUCCAGUCGCCCCCGCCACCGCAGAAACCACAGCUAGCAACCAGCAAUGCACCAGCUCUGGGCAGCAAUGGCAAGCGCGGGGU
Molecule: messenger RNA, 881 nt
Organism: Linderina pennispora
Lineage: Eukaryota; Fungi; Kickxellomycota; Kickxellomycetes; Kickxellales; Kickxellaceae
Exons: 1
Coding region: 228-728 (166 amino acids)
Source: RefSeq, a predicted model, not a curated record